Messenger RNA from Elephantulus edwardii (Cape elephant shrew), 850 nucleotides. It is a transcript of the gene PPIB, whose product is annotated as peptidylprolyl isomerase B (cyclophilin B). The coding region runs from base 5 to 655 and encodes 216 amino acids. Gene Ontology annotation, biological process: protein folding; protein peptidyl-prolyl isomerization. The transcript has 5 exons. Lineage: Eukaryota; Metazoa; Chordata; Mammalia; Macroscelidea; Macroscelididae. Gene Ontology annotation, molecular function: peptidyl-prolyl cis-trans isomerase activity. Gene Ontology annotation, cellular component: intracellular membrane-bounded organelle. The record is from RefSeq and is a predicted model, not a curated record.
GUGGAUGCUACGUCUUUCUGAGCGCAACAUGAAGGUGCUCUUUGCCGCUGCCCUCAUCGCGGGCGCCGUCUUCUUCCUGCUGUUGCCAGGACCCUCCACGGCUGAUGAGAAGAAGAAGGGGCCCAAAGUCACCGUCAAGGUGUUCUUUGACCUACGGAUUGGAGAUGAAGAUGUAGGUCGAGUGGUCAUUGGUCUCUUUGGAAAAACUGUUCCAAAAACAGUGGAUAAUUUCGUAGCUUUAGCUACAGGAGAGAAAGGGUUUGGCUAUAAGGACAGCAAAUUCCAUCGCGUGAUCAAGGACUUCAUGAUCCAGGGCGGAGAUUUCACUCGAGGAGAUGGCACUGGAGGAAAGAGCAUCUAUGGUGAACGCUUCCCUGAUGAAAACUUCAAGCUGAAACACUACGGGCCUGGCUGGGUCAGCAUGGCCAACGCAGGCAAGGACACCAAUGGCUCACAGUUCUUUAUCACGACAGUCAAGACCUCCUGGCUCGAUGGCAAGCACGUAGUGUUUGGCAAAGUUCUAGAAGGAAUGGAUGUAGUCCGCAAGGUGGAGAGCACCAAGACAGACAGUCGGGACAAGCCGCUGAAAGAUGUGAUCAUUGCAGACUGUGGCAAGAUUGAGGUGGAGAAGCCCUUUGCUAUUGCCAAGGAGUAGGAGCUGGGGACCUCUUUCCAUUGAGGGACCUUCUGUGUGGUACAGCUGGCCCGCCACAGGGCUCCGGCUACACUGGCCCCAGUUCUGGCAUCUAGCAGUGGACCCGCAUCCCCACAUUCCACAGGCCCAGUUUUGUAACAAAUUCCUACCAACGCUGACCAAUAAACAAAGGUGGGGUGAUUUUUUUUUUAUAUA